UAAAACUGUACAUUGCGUCGGCCUCUCAAGUUCCACCAACGUUGACGAACCCUAGGAAGACGAACCCAACCCAAGUAUUACCUUCGACGAGACCAACUGGGGGGAUACGACCGCCCUUGUCGUCUCGUCUCGUCGCCGCCUUUCUUUUCUUUCUCGUCGAGGAGAUGUUCCUGGUGGACUGGUUGUAUGGGAUCCUCUGGAUGCUUGGACUGGGGGCCAAGGAGGCCAAGAUCCUGUUCUUGGGCCUCGACAACGCCGGGAAGACCACCCUGCUCCACAUGCUCAAAGAUGAGAGGUUGGGGCAGCACCAGCCGACGCAGCACCCUACGUCGGAGGAGCUGAUGAUUGGGAAGAUCAGGUUCACUGCCUUCGACUUAGGUGGUCACCGGAUGGCUCGCAGGCUGUGGAAGGACUACUACACAAAGAUGGAUGCGGUUGCCUACAUCGUUGACGCAGCCGACAGGGACCGGUUCUUGGAGUCCAAGAAGGAGCUGGAUGCGCUGCUUUCCGACGAGGCUCUCGUUAACGUUCCCUUCCUGGUGCUCGGGAACAAGAUCGACAUUCCCUACGCGGCUUCCGAGGACGAGCUCCGUUACCAUCUAGGCCUCGCGGGCUGCACCACUGGCAAGGGCAGGGUGAGCUACACCGGCAGCAGCAUUCGCCCAGUCGAACUCUUCAUGUGCAGCGUAGUUCGCAAGAUGGGGUACGCUGAUGGCUUCAGGUGGCUGUCGCAGUACAUCAAGUAGUAGAGGUUUCGGCUGUCGC
Musa acuminata subsp. malaccensis (wild Malaysian banana) is the source of this 765-nucleotide messenger RNA. Its product is annotated as GTP-binding protein SAR1A. Gene Ontology annotation, biological process: vesicle organization; endoplasmic reticulum to Golgi vesicle-mediated transport; membrane organization. NCBI's taxonomy places the organism in Eukaryota, Viridiplantae, Streptophyta, Magnoliopsida, Zingiberales, Musaceae. Gene Ontology annotation, molecular function: GTPase activity; GTP binding. Gene Ontology annotation, cellular component: endoplasmic reticulum exit site; COPII vesicle coat. The record is from RefSeq and is a predicted model, not a curated record.